AUGGAAAUUCCAAAACAAUACAAAUCACUCUUCAUAAUGAUGAUCUUCAUAACUAGAAAAUCAUCACAUGCCGCAAGAAACAACAUUCCAGCUCCAAACGAUCCAUCAUCAACAAACUCUGUUUGGAAAAUUACUGUGAAAAUCAUCAACGAUCUCGGUAGUACACAAACGUUACUGUAUCAUUGUAAAUCAAAAGACACUGAUUUAGGUAGCCGGAGUUUGCAAUCGGGUGAGUCGUGGUCGUUUACUUUUCAUCGUCAAUUCUUUGGAAGGACAUUGUUUUUUUGUUCUUUUGGGUUGCAAAGUAGAUGGUAUUGGUUCGACAUAUAUACAGACAAACGAGAUGGUCGUGGCGAUUACUGGUGCCAAAAGUGUUUGUGGAAGAUAAGACAAACCGGACCUUGUAGGUUUAACGAUGAAACUAAGGAGUUCGAUCUUUGUUAUCCUUGGAAUUAUUCCUUGUACUGACAAAGAUAUAACCCACAAGAAUUUAUGCGUU
Eutrema salsugineum is the source of this 499-nucleotide messenger RNA. RefSeq names its product S-protein homolog 2. The record is from RefSeq and is a predicted model, not a curated record. Lineage: Eukaryota; Viridiplantae; Streptophyta; Magnoliopsida; Brassicales; Brassicaceae.